AUGGCAGAAAUGCAGGGGCUCAUGGAAAGACUGGAGCGGGCUAUCGGCCGACUGGAGCUGUUGUCUGCAGGGUCACACAGGCCUCCUGGGGACUGCGGGGAAGUUAACGGUGUCAACGGAGGUGUGGCACCCUCUGUGGAGGCCUUCGACAAGCUGAUGAACAGCAUGGUGGCUGAGUUUUUAAAGAAGAGUAGGAUCCUGGCUGGUGACGUGGAGACCCAUGCAGAAAUGGUGCAUAGUGCUUUCCAGGCCCAGCGAGCUUUCCUUCUGAUGGCCUCUCAAUACCAGCAACCCCAAGAGAACGACGUGGCUGCACUUCUGAAACCAAUAUCGGAAAAGAUUCAGGAGAUCCAGACUUUCAGAGAGAGGAACCGGGGGAGUACGAUGUUUAAUCAUCUCUCAGCCGUCAGCGAAAGCAUUCCCGCCCUUGGGUGGAUAGCCGUGUCCCCCAAACCUGGUCCUUAUGUCAAGGAGAUGAACGACGCGGCCACCUUUUACACUAACAGGGUCUUAAAGGACUACAAACACAGUGAUCUACGUCAUGUGGAUUGGGUGAAGUCUUAUCUGAACAUUUGGAGCGAGCUUCAAGCAUACAUCAAGGAACACCACACCACAGGCCUUACUUGGAGCAAAACAGGUCCGGUCGCAUCAACUGCAUCAGCAUUGUCUGUCCUCUCCCUUGGGCCUGGCCUUCCUCCACCCCCACCUCCCCCGCCUCCUCCAGGGCCACCUCUGCUUUUUGAGAGUGAGGGCAUAAAAGAAGCAUCCUCUCCUUCACGCUCAGCUUUAUUUGCACAACUUAACCAAGGGGAGGCAAUUACGAAAGGACUCCGGCAUGUUACAGAUGAACAGAAGACAUACAAGAAUCCCAACCUACGGGCUCAUGGAGGACAAUCUCCAUCUCCUACCAAAAGCCACACUCCAGGCCCCGAGUCUCCCCAGUCUCAUCCUCCUAAGAAACAUGCUCCUGUGUUACAGCUAGAAGGGAAGAAAUGGAGAGUGGAACACCAAGAGGACAGGAAUGACCUUGUGAUUUCAGAGACUGAACUGAGACAGGUGGCAUACAUUUUCAAGUGCGGCAAGUCUACUCUGCAGAUAAAAGGGAAAAUAAAUUCCAUUAUAAUUGACAACUGUAAGAAGUUUGGCCUGGUGUUUGACAAUGUGGUGGGCAUUGUGGAAGUGAUCAACUCCAAGGACAUCCAAAUGCAGGUAAUGGGGAAAGUGCCAACAAUUUCCAUUAAUAAGACAGAAGGCUGCCACAUAUACCUCAGUGAAGAUGCGUUAGACUGUGAGAUUGUGAGUGCCAAGUCAUCUGAAAUGAAUAUACUUAUCCCUCAGGAUGGUGAUUAUAGAGAAUUUCCUGUUCCUGAACAGUUCAAGACAGCCUGGGAUGGAGCCAAGCUAAUCACUGAACCUACAGAAAUCAUGGUUUCAGAGAGACCACCAAAGCCCCUGACCUGA
Messenger RNA from Rangifer tarandus platyrhynchus (Svalbard reindeer), 1461 nucleotides. The record is from the annotation of a GenBank genome assembly. Lineage: Eukaryota; Metazoa; Chordata; Mammalia; Artiodactyla; Cervidae.